Xenopus laevis (African clawed frog) is the source of this 1296-nucleotide messenger RNA. It is a transcript of the gene srr.L, whose product is annotated as serine racemase L homeolog. The record is from RefSeq and is a predicted model, not a curated record. Gene Ontology annotation, biological process: amino acid metabolic process; D-serine biosynthetic process. The transcript is spliced from 8 exons. Lineage: Eukaryota; Metazoa; Chordata; Amphibia; Anura; Pipidae. Gene Ontology annotation, molecular function: serine racemase activity; threonine racemase activity; ammonia-lyase activity. Bases 144 to 1115 code for a protein of 323 amino acids.
CGUGCUCGCGCGCGCACGGAGACGACACCAGGAGGCCGCCAUGUUGUUGUACGGAUUAAACAGGGAGCACUGACAAUUGUAAAAGCUGUCGCCGAGUCCUGAGCGAACACGUGCCACGUGAGAGAGACCCUUGUGCAAGGACUAUGAGUGCAAAGUACUGUAUCACACUAAAGGAUGUGCAGGGUGCUCAAGCCAACAUCCAGGGCCUUAUUCACACAACCCCAGUCAUGACCAGCUCGAGUCUAAAUGCUUUAGCUUCCCGUAAGCUGUUCUUUAAAUGUGAACUGCUACAGAAAACAGGCUCAUUCAAGAUACGAGGAGCAUUAAAUGCUGUGAAAAAGCUAGCAGCAAAUAAGCCAGCGGCUGUUGUGACGCACAGCAGUGGAAACCAUGGUCAGGCCUUGGCACUGGCUGCACAGAUGAGAGGGAUCCCUGCACAUGUGGUAGUGCCCCGGACAGCGGCCUCUUGUAAAAAAGCAGCAAUUUCUGCCUAUGGAGCUCAAAUUGUGGAGUGUGAUAGCACUGAUGAGUCUCGAGCAGAGGUGGCAGCACAGACUGUAAAUGAUACUGGGGGUAUAUUAGUUCACCCCAAUCAGGAUCCGGCUGUGAUUGCAGGACAGGGAACCAUUGGACUGGAGGUGCUUCAGCAGGUGCCAGAGAUUGAAGCACUGGUUAUUCCAGUUGGAGGAGGUGGGAUGCUGGCAGGAAUAACAAUUGCGGUUAAGGCAAUCAAGCCUGAAGUGAAAAUAUUUGCCGCUGAACCUCUGAAUGCCGAUGACUGUUAUCGCUCAAAGAGAAAUGGAAAGCUGACUCCAAACCUCCAGCCUCCAACAACUAUUGCAGACAGUGUGAAGACUAGUAUUGGACCCAACACAUGGCCUAUAAUCCGAGAUCUUGUAGAUGACGUGUUUGUGAUCAGUGAGGAGGAGAUCAAGGCUGCUACACGUCUUGUAUGGGAAAGACUGAAGCUGCUGAUAGAGCCGACAGCAGGUUUGGGUUUGGCUGCAGUUCUCAGCAAGCAAUUCCAAGAGACGACCAGCAAUAUUCAGAAUAUAUGUGUAGUGCUCUGUGGUGGAAACAUUGAUCUGGCGAGUGCAGAAUGGCUCCAUGAAUAAACAGGCAAUAGGAACAAGUAAAUUCUGUUACUGCUGCAGCAAAUAAACCAAAGGAAGAACUCAUAUGGAGUAGAAGCAGAAGGUGCCUUAUUUGUUUCACAUAGGAGUGGACAACACAGAUUUUGUCAUUUGUUAUAAUUUCAUGAUUCCACGGCUUAAAAUAAAUACAAAUGUAAUUGUG